AUGGAUGAAGAGAAUUUUUCCCUCAACUUCACCCUGCCCGCUAACACGACUUCCCCCCCAGUUGUUACAAGUGGAAAAGAAGUGGACUGUGGGCCCUCUCUUGGAGUGGCAGCAGGCAUUCCGUCCCUGGUGGCCACUGCCCUGCUGGUGGCCUUGCUGUUUACCGUGAUCCACCGGCGACGACACAGGGAGCAGGCUGAGGACAGUGACAGACCAUGUGAAAUUUCUGAAAUCAGUGACAAUCCUAAGAUAUCGGAGAAUCCCCGGAGGGCAGCCCCGCCCGAGAGCCACGCCGCGGGGACGCACGAAGCCCACGUCUACGUGAAGGCCGUGUCGGGACGCGAGGAGCCCCUGCCCCCCGACAGCUACCGCCCCCCGGAAGCCCUGCAGCGGAGGCGGGGGUUGUGGUGGCUGGUGCCCCGGCUGAGCCUGGAGUGA
Messenger RNA from Dipodomys spectabilis (banner-tailed kangaroo rat), 438 nucleotides. It is a transcript of the gene Opalin, whose product is annotated as oligodendrocytic myelin paranodal and inner loop protein. Lineage: Eukaryota; Metazoa; Chordata; Mammalia; Rodentia; Heteromyidae. The coding region runs from base 1 to 438 and encodes 145 amino acids. The record is from RefSeq and is a predicted model, not a curated record. Gene Ontology annotation, cellular component: plasma membrane; cell-cell contact zone. The transcript has 6 exons.